Triticum aestivum (bread wheat) is the source of this 3440-nucleotide messenger RNA. RefSeq names its product G-type lectin S-receptor-like serine/threonine-protein kinase At4g11900. Gene Ontology annotation, molecular function: ATP binding; DNA binding; protein kinase activity. The record is from RefSeq and is a predicted model, not a curated record. Gene Ontology annotation, cellular component: nucleus. Gene Ontology annotation, biological process: transcription initiation at RNA polymerase II promoter; positive regulation of transcription elongation by RNA polymerase II; protein phosphorylation. NCBI's taxonomy places the organism in Eukaryota, Viridiplantae, Streptophyta, Magnoliopsida, Poales, Poaceae. The coding region runs from base 1367 to 3109 and encodes 580 amino acids. The transcript has 9 exons.
GUGCGUCAUCGUAAUCUGACGAUGUUAAUUAAAUAAAUGUCUAUAGAUCUCACCCACAUAUAACGUUCGUCUCGUCUAGCACCUCUCCUCAGUCCCCAUUUCUAUGUAUACCACCCCAAGCCCUCUCCUCCUUUCUACACCAACCUGAUCCAGUCAAAUCUUCCUGCGCCCCUCAUCUAGUUGAAUGUUCCUCGAGUAGUUAGCUCGAUCCCCAAAGAGUUCUUCCAGGUUAGAACCUCCAGCCUUUUCUACUGAAAUAGCCUGCAGUUUUAGUGUUUGUAUACUCUCUAUUGGAUUCUAUCCUGUCAUUUUUCACAUUUGAGAAACAGAUGAAACUCCCAUUGUUAAGUAGCUUGUUAAUUUUGAGCCGGAUAUGUAUUUGCUUACUAACAUGUGCAGGAAUUUCAGCUACAGUAAACUGAGAAGCUGUCGAUCCGUGGUUUGGUAAACUGAGAAGUUGUAUUGUUAAUCCAUAGCCUGUGCCUGCUCACUUCCUAGUUGCUCUUGCUCUUGCAGUCUAAUCACCUCCGCUGGCCGGAGAGGACGGGAGCUUCUCUCUCCCUGUUCAUAUCCAGAUCCAGAGUAGAUAAUAGAUACUGUAUGUUCCAGCGUUGUCUUCUCGAUGCAACCUCAAGCGGCCGGACAGCAGUAAAGCGUCUCGCCCAGAUCUUAAACUUACAGAAGCGAGCGGGGCAGCGUCCCUUCAGAUCCGAGGUUUCCCCCCUUUCCAUUAAUCUCCCCUGCUUUGCAUUUGCCUCCAGAUCUGACCACUCAAGUGUCUAAUCUAUGGCCAUUUCCACGCACUAGGCUGCUCCACUGCCUUAACUCUGCUUCUUUCUGAUGCUCUUCACGCCGUACUCUGCUUCUUUCUUCGUCAGCAACCAAUGCCCCGGCCCUGCGGCAAAACCGGUUUCUUCCUUCUGCCCGUGUGCGCGUUUCGUUUGGACAGGCAGCGAAGCUUGUCGCUGCUGCUGCACCAUGAUCCAGAUGGCCGGCACCGAAGCUUGUCGCUGCUGCUGCACCAUGAUGUCCCUACUUCCUGACGUACCGAGCCCUUGUCUGCCAUUUUGGACAGGCAGCGAGCUAUUUCGUUUGGGGCAGGGAAGGCUCUGCAAAAUAUACGCAUGAUUAAUUAAUCUCCGGGAGCUUCUAAAUGCUGCAAAAUAUGUAGAGUAGUGUUCUCUUCGGGAUCUCUGAAAAAUAUUUGUUGUCGCGUGAUGAUUUACUAGACAACAUUCUCGUACAACCACCAUAUGCUUCUAUAGAAUCGUCACUUCUCCUUGCAAUGGUGCUCUAGUUGGAACAAACCUUUUUUCUUUGUUAGUGUUGAAAGUGCAUAGUAUGAAAUGUAUUCCACAACAGAUACAUGGAUCUUCAGUUCUUGGAGCGUAUACUUGAUGGAAGAGAGAAGCCAACAAAUCUAUCAUUCACACUUUUGAAGAGUAUCACUCAAAAUUUCUCGGACGAUCGAGAAAUUGGCCAUGGUGGAUUCGCAACGGUUUAUAAGGGAGUGCUCCCAAAUGGGAACGUUGCGGUAAAGAGGAUAAGGAACAGUCAUUCAAUCAAUGAGGCAUUAUUUUAUCGUGAAGUUGACAGCCUGUUGAACGUUGAACAUAAAAAUGUGGUACGGUUUCUUGGCUUCUGUGCUAGCACAGAGCAAACAGCCAUACAAAUCAAGGGAUCAAAACAACAUAUUUAUGCAGAGGUAAGAGAAAGAUUACUCUGUUUUGAGUAUAUCAGCAAUGGAAGCCUGCAAAAAUAUAUUACCGAUGAAUUAAGGGGACUUGAAUGGAAUACACGUUAUAAAAUAAUUAGAGGCAUCUGCGAAGGUUUGCAUCAUCUGCACAAGGAAAAGCAGAUAUAUCAUAUGGAUCUGAAACCCGAUAAUAUACUACUAGACAAUGAUAUGGUGCCGAAAAUCACAGAUUUUGGUUUAUCGAGACUUGAUGAGAAGUCAAAAACUAUGAGUGAAGAACGUCAUGGAUCACUGGGAUAUUGUGCUCCAGAAUAUCUACAUCAGGGAAAGAUGUCAUUCAAAUCAGACAUGUACAGUUUGGGUGUCAUAAUUAUUGAACUAGUGACUGGACAAAAGGCGAUCCCCAAUAAUAAUAACAAUGUACUUAGGAGAUGGAGGCACAGAUGGAAGAAAACUGGGAAUGAAACACCAUUUGUUUACCAACAAGUAGCAAAAUGCCUCGAAAUUGGGUUACUCUGCAAGGAAAUUGACCCAUCCAAACGGCCUUAUAUAUGGCAUCUAAUACAUGUUAUAAGAGAAGUUGAAGGUGCUAAUGAAAAAAUCAGCAAUGCCUAUGAACAUACAUUUGGACAUAUAAGCCCUUACUUGGAAGAUGAUAUGCUUGGAAUUGAGCCACUCCAACUACAUUUUCCUUUUGAACUCAACAACCAGAUGUCAUGUGAAAUUCAGCUAACCAAUGAUACAAACUCUUACAUUGCCUUCAAUAUCGAAAAUACAAGCCCCCUGUCAUACCACACACAGCCGCAGAAAGGCAUUAUGCCACCACAGUCCAAGUGCAAUGUUGACAUAACAAUGCAGCUGCAGGGAAAGGCACCAGGAUAUAUGCAUCGUGCAAAUGAACUUAUUGUGUGGAGCACCAAAGUGAAUGAUUGCAUUGCAGUUGAGGAUAUAACUAUGGGAAUGUUCAUUAAUGAUGCGGUCAGAGUUGUUGAUGAGGUGAAUUUGGAUGUUGUUUUUGACGACAAUGAGCCACAGGAAUCAAGUGACAAAAGCAAUGAGGAUGACCAAGAAAAUGAAGAAGGUAGCCUGAGCAAGUCAGGAAAGGAAUUAAAGAAGGUACUUGGUCGUUCUUCUGGACAAAAUAAGUCGGAUGCCGAUGAUGAUGAUGAUGAUGAUGAUGAUGAUGAUGAUGAUGAUGAUGAUGAUGAUGUAUCUCCUGUGACAGAGGAUGAGAUCAGGACUGUUCUUCUUGGAGGGGCUUGUGUCACCACACAAGAUUUAGUGUCCAUAUUUAAGUCUAGACUACGAGGUCCAGAGUACAAGAACGCCUUUGCUGAAAUUCUGAAGAAAAUUGCGACGAUACGGAAGACUAAUGGCUACAAAUAUGUCGUCCUCAGAGAGGAUAAGAAAUGAUGAGCUCAAAAGUGGAGAUUUCCUUCAUUGCGAAGCUUCCUCUUGUGUCUUUCUAGGGAUAAUAGUUUUGUAUUAUAUUCGGUCUUCUGACAAGUGUAUGACGAACUUCUACUGCAGCUUGCUUGUAGAAAUCAAAUAACGAUAGGUGCUAUGUUGUCAUUUCCUGGAGUUAUUCUAGAAGAAGUUGGGAAUUACAAGGUUACGAUGAUGUGUGAGAAGAGGUAUAUUGAUGCCAGGACAGUGUUUUCUGUUUGACCAGGUUCUUUAAACCUAUGAAUCCAAAGUGUAAAAUCUAGAACGAUGUUCCUAAGAGUAAAGUUUCAUUGUGUUA